ACUAUACCAUCAGUCUUUUUCUUUUGUUUUCUUUCUCUCUCACAUAUUUUUUCCUCCCAUGAAUAAAGACACCUUUGUCAUUACAAUUACAGUUUAUUGACAUUCUACCGUAACGAAUCUGUGAUCGAAAGUUUGUUAUUUCUGCUUCAUUUUUCUGUUUAGUUGUUCUUAAAGAUUCUUGAAGGUUCUUUAUUUCAAGGGAGAAAGUAGAGAGGAGAGAGAAAGAGACCGAGAAAGCUUUGCUGUAUGUCAGUAGAGAAAGCUUUGCUGUAUGUCAGUAGAUUGUAUUGAGUCUUACUACGGUGGAUUUGGCGAGCUUGCGAACCCUUUACAAUGGCCUCAGCUAAGAAAAAAGCGACGCUUCUUUCUUCUUCCCCCUCUUCCCCUUCUUCAUGUUGCGAACCCGACUCGGUUGUUUCCGCCGCGCCUGCCUCUGCCUCCGCCUCCUCUUCCGCAUCCAAUGUCCUGCAGGAGUGGUCCGUUGCCUCUACGGAUCGCGGCAACGAUCAACGGGCUACCAAAGCUGCCUUGGCGUCAUUGAUUCGCCCCGUUGAUUCUCUUCCUGAAACUUCCACAGCCGCCUCCACCAAAGGGAUCCAAAUUUUGACAAGGGCUCAAACCAGCCAUCCUUUGGACCCUUUAUCUGCUGCCGAGAUCUCUGUAGCAGUUGCUACGGUCAGGGCUGCUGGAGCCACUCCUGAGCUAAGAGAUAGUAUGCGCUUUGUCGAAGUGGUUCUUUUGGAGCCAGACAAGCAUGUUGUUGCUUUGGCAGAUGCGUAUUUCUUCCCACCUUUCCAACCCUCAUUACUUCCCAGGACCAAAGGUGGCCCAGUGAUCCCUACCAAGCUCCCUCCGAGGCGAGCUAGACUGGUUGUCUAUAACAAAAAAUCCAAUGAAACAAGUAUAUGGAUUGUCGAGUUAUCAGAAGUACAUGCAGUAACUCGAGGAGGACAUCACAGGGGAAAAGUAAUAUCAUCACAAGUUAUUCCUGAUGUUCAGCCUCCUAUGGAUGCUAUGGAAUAUGCUGAAUGUGAAGCUGCUGUAAAAGGCUUUUCUCCAUUCCGAGAGGCAAUGAAGAAGAGGGGUAUUGAGGACAUGGAGCUUGUGAUGGUUGAUCCUUGGUGUGUUGGUUAUCAUAGUGAUGCUGAUUCUCCUAGCCGCAGACUUGCAAAACCACUUAUAUUCUGUAGAACCGAGAGUGACUGUCCCAUGGAAAAUGGCUAUGCUCGCCCAGUUGAGGGAAUUUAUGUACUUGUUGAUAUGCAAAAGAUGAAGGUGAUUGAGUUUGAAGACCGUAAGUUUGUUCCCUUACCUCCAGCUGAUCCUUUGAGGAAUUAUACUCCUGGAGAAACAAGAGGUGGUGUUGAUCGAAGUGAUGUGAAACCCUUACAGAUUGUUCAGCCUGAAGGUCGAAGCUUUCGUGUUAAUGGGUGCUUUGUAGAGUGGCAGAAGUGGAAUUUCCGUAUCGGUUUCACCCCAAAGGAGGGUUUGGUUAUAUACUCUGUUGCAUAUGUUGAUGGUAGUCGAGGUAGGAGGCCUGUUGCUCAUAGGUUGAGUUUUGUGGAGAUGGUUGUGCCAUAUGGGGAUCCAAAUGAUCCACAUUACCGAAAAAAUGCUUUUGAUGCUGGGGAAGAUGGCCUUGGAAAAAAUGCACAUUCUCUCAAGAAGGGAUGUGAUUGUUUGGGGUAUAUCAAAUACUUCCAUGCUCACUUUACAAAUUUCACUGGAGGUGUUGAAACGAUUGAAAAUUGUGUCUGUUUGCAUGAAGAGGAUCACGGAAUUUUAUGGAAGCAUCAAGAUUGGAGAACAGGUUUGGCUGAAGUUCGAAGGUCUAGGCGGCUAACAGUGUCUUUCAUAUGCACUGUUGCUAACUACGAGUAUGGAUUUUACUGGCACUUUUAUCAGGAUGGAAAUAUUGAAGCUGAAGUUAAGCUUACAGGAAUUCUUAGCUUAGGAGCAUUGCAGCCUGGAGAAUCUCGAAAAUAUGGUACAAUGAUUGCCCCAGGUUUAUAUGCACCGGUUCAUCAACACUUCUUUGUUGCUCGUAUGGACAUGGCUGUUGAUUGCAAACCUGGUGAAGCUUUCAAUCAGGUUGUUGAGGUUAAUGCUAAAGUUGAGGAACCUGGGGAAAAUAAUGUUCACAAUAAUGCAUUCCAUGCGGAAGAGACCCUGCUUGAAACUGAACUGGAAGCUAUGCGUGACUGUAAUCCCUUAACAGCUCGCCAUUGGAUUGUGAGGAAUACGAGAACAGUAAACAGGACUGGUCAGUUGACUGGCUACAAGCUUGUACCUGGCUCGAACUGUCUACCGCUAGCUGGUUCUGAGGCCAAGUUUUUAAGAAGAGCUGCUUUCUUGAAGCAUAACCUUUGGGUUACUCAAUAUGCUCCUAAUGAGAUGUUUCCUGGAGGAGAGUUUCCAAAUCAAAAUCCACGUGUUGGUGAAGGAUUGGCUACAUGGGUUAAGCAAGAUCGUGUUCUAGAGGAAACUGAUAUAGUUCUCUGGUAUGUUUUUGGAAUCACCCAUGUCCCUCGAUUGGAAGACUGGCCUGUUAUGCCAGUGGAGCGCAUUGGUUUCAAGCUGAUGCCGCAUGGAUUCUUUAACUGCUCACCGGCUGUAGAUGUCCCACCUAAUGCGUGCGAAUUGGAUAGUAAAGACAAUGAUAUCAAAGAAAAUGUGGUGCCCAAGUCUAAUGAGAAUGGUCUGCUGGCAAAACUAUGAUGAGAUCUCUGGUUAUGCAAUACAAACAGUACUGACAUUCCAUCUAGUUUUACCAAUUACCUUCCCUGAUGUAGAAUUUCAUAUAAGUCGAAUACUAAAAACAAGUCUUGUUUUUAAGUGUUUGUACAAUGUCUCAACCCUUGGAAGAAUGUUGUUCUUACUUUUGUUAUGUUAUUAUACCAUCAUUUGGGAAAUAAAAUUUGUUUAUUGUAACAUCAGCAUCAGUUGUCUUGGUCAGACUAAGAUCCGUCAGAUCAUUAAAUAAAGAGGAGCAUGGCAGAAACUGGAAACCAAAUGCAACUGUGGCUGGCCGGCCUUGAAAGCUGGGAGGUUCUUUAGGAAUUAAUGAAUUAUAUAUCUAUUUCUAAGUUUUAAAUUCUAAGUAGUGAAUACCACUUUGUGAGAAAAUGCUCUCGGGUUUUUAUAAAGGUUGGAUGUGAAUGUGAUGUCUUCUUCAUCUUAUUCAUCUCACUUUUCAUUUUCUUUUUUGAUUAUUUUGUGUCUGGCAUCGUGCUGUUGGGAUCCCUUUCGGCUUUUUGCACUGCUAAAGUUGGAAGGCUAGCACGUUCGUGCAUACUGUGAAGUAGG
Messenger RNA from Durio zibethinus, 3306 nucleotides. RefSeq names its product spermidine copper dependent amine oxidase 2. Gene Ontology annotation, biological process: amine metabolic process. Gene Ontology annotation, molecular function: quinone binding; copper ion binding; primary methylamine oxidase activity. Lineage: Eukaryota; Viridiplantae; Streptophyta; Magnoliopsida; Malvales; Malvaceae. The record is from RefSeq and is a predicted model, not a curated record.